AUGAAAUUGAGUUUAUAUCCCGAUGCUUCAGAAUAUUAUGAAAUUCUUGUAUCCAUUGUGAAAAAGAAAAUGAGAGAUAAUUAUUUAUUAUUUAUUUUAAGUCGGAAAGUAAAUGGAAACAUUUCACCCAUUAAAUGUCAAAUAUCUGAUACACAUUUAUUUGGUUUAUUAAAAUUAAUGAAAACAAUUCUAUAUCCACAAAAAUUUGAUCAAAAACAACAAAAACAAAAUCAAAAAUCAACAUCAAAAAAACAAUAUGAAACAAUUGAAAAAAUGAUAUCUGUUCAAAAAGAAAAGCAAAAUAUGGAAAAACAAAUUGAUAUUAAAACUGAUCUUGACAAUAAAUAA
Molecule: messenger RNA, 348 nt
Organism: Adineta steineri
Lineage: Eukaryota; Metazoa; Rotifera; Eurotatoria; Adinetida; Adinetidae
Source: the annotation of a GenBank genome assembly